Messenger RNA from Penicillium canariense, 999 nucleotides. RefSeq names its product Mrp/NBP35 family ATP-binding protein. Gene Ontology annotation, biological process: mitochondrial respiratory chain complex I assembly; iron-sulfur cluster assembly. Bases 1 to 999 code for a protein of 332 amino acids. The transcript has 4 exons. Gene Ontology annotation, cellular component: mitochondrion. The record is from RefSeq and is a predicted model, not a curated record. Lineage: Eukaryota; Fungi; Ascomycota; Eurotiomycetes; Eurotiales; Aspergillaceae. Gene Ontology annotation, molecular function: 4 iron, 4 sulfur cluster binding; ATP binding; ATP-dependent FeS chaperone activity.
AUGUGGCCUUCGUCAGCCGACGCUACGCUAAUAGGCAGGAGGGCGUUCUCGACUCUCCGACCUCUAUUUAGCCAUGACAAUCCUCUGGGGCUCCCGCGUUCAGGAACCCCGCCGUCUUUCCCUCGUCGCCGUGGUCUUCCCGAGAAGCGCAAGAUCCGAGAUGUCAAGAAAGUGGUGGCGGUCUCAUCUGCAAAGGGGGGUGUAGGGAAAUCGACGGUUGCGGUAAACCUCGCCCUUUCAUUUGCUCGCCGCGGCAUCAAGACUGGAAUCCUUGAUACCGAUAUCUUUGGUCCAUCUAUUCCAACUUUACUCAAUCUCUCGGGCGAGCCACGCCUUGAUGAAAACAACUGCCUUGUCCCCCUUACGAAUUACGGCCUUAAAUCCAUGUCAAUGGGCUACCUUCUCCCACAGACUCAAUUCGACAACGCCACUGGCGAAGUGCCCAUGGAUACUACCCCGAUCUCCUGGCGCGGCCUCAUGGUCACUAAAGCAAUGCAUCAGCUACUACAUUCAGUUUCAUGGGGACCGCUCGAUGUUCUCGUGCUAGAUCUUCCGCCGGGAACUGGUGACGUCCAGCUCACGAUCAACCAGGAAGUUCUCAUCGAUGGCGCCGUGAUCGUGACAACCCCUCAAGACAUCGCACUCCGCGAUGCUGUACGUGGUUUCGGCAUGUUCCAGCGCAUGGAUGUCCCUGUCCUUGGUAUGGUUCGCAACAUGGCUUACUUCGCCUGCCCGAAUUGUGGCCACCAAACCAAAAUCUUCUCUCAUGGGGAUGGACAUCAUUCCCAUGGGGAUGAUCGUGGUGUUAUAGCAGAGUGCAAGCGACUAGGGGUCGACUUCCUUGGCGAUAUUCCCCUCGAUGCGCAGGUAUGUGAAGAUGCAGACCGCGGAAUGCCGACCGUUGUGGCAGAGGAGACCGCAGAACGGAGUGCUCGACGCCAGGCUUUUCUUGAUAUCGCUGAGCAAGUGGCCAAGAAGAUUGGUCUAGAGUGGCACUAA